AUGGUCAACAUCAAGAGUAUUGAAUACUUCCGGGUCUUACCCCGAUGGCUGUUCGUCAAGGUUACCGACGAGGAGGGACAGUAUGGCUGGGGUGAAAGUACCCUGGAAGGCCACACCGAAGCCGUGGAGGGAACUCUGAAUGCCUUGUGCGAGCGCUUCCGGGGCUACGAGGCCGACAACAUUGAGCACAUCUGGCAGACAGCCUGGCGUCUGGGUUUCUACCGAGGCGGUCCGGUUUUCAUGUCCGCCAUCUCUGGGAUCGACAUUGCGCUCUGGGAUCUCAAGGGUCGCCGCCUGGGUGUCCCCGUGCAUCAACUGCUGGGUGGCAAAGUGCGCAAUAAGCUGUCAGUUUACGCAUGGAUUGGCGGCGAUCGCCCGAGUGAUGUGUCUGCGGCUGCCAAAGCCCGGCUGGAGCAGGGGUUCAAGGCCAUCAAGAUGAAUGCCACCGAGGACGUCAACUGGCUAGAUUCCCCCAGCGUCCUGGAAUCAAGUGUGGAACGUCUCAAGGCUGUCAAGGCCCUGGGCUUGGAUGCUGCUCUCGACUUCCACGGUCGUCUCCACAAGCCGAUGGCAAAGCAACUGGCCAAGGCUCUGGAGCCGCAUAAGCCCCUUUUCCUCGAGGAACCCCUCCUGUCCGAGCACCCCGAAGGUAUCAAGCAGCUCUCUGAUCAAGUCUCAUGUCCGAUUGCCUUGGGAGAACGUCUCUUCAGCCGGUGGGAUGUGAAGCGCUUUUUGGAGGACGCCAGCGUCGACGUCCUGCAGCCCGAUAUCAGCCACUGCGGUGGUAUUUCCGAGCUUCGUCGUAUUGCCUCAAUGGCUGAGACCUAUGAUGUUGCUAUUGCCCCUCAUUGCCCUUUGGGACCUAUCGCUUUGGCAGCCUGUAUGCAGGUGGAUCUUGCGACUCCGAACUUCGCUAUUCAGGAAAUGAGCAUUGGCAUUCAUUACAACACCGAGGCCGGUGAGUAUGAUAUCACCAGCUACGUCAAGGAUCCGAAGGUGUUUGAUGUCAAGGAUGGCUUUGUCGAUGCUUUGAACGCCCCUGGCCUCGGGAUUGAGAUUGAUGAAGAGGUUGUGCGCCGAGUAUCCAAGGAUACUAAGCCCUGGUUACCCAAAGAAUUCUUUGGGCCGGAUGGCUCUAUCCGCGAAUGGUAG
Messenger RNA from Penicillium macrosclerotiorum, 1152 nucleotides. RefSeq names its product mandelate racemase/muconate lactonizing enzyme family protein. The record is from RefSeq and is a predicted model, not a curated record. The transcript has 2 exons. NCBI's taxonomy places the organism in Eukaryota, Fungi, Ascomycota, Eurotiomycetes, Eurotiales, Aspergillaceae. The coding region runs from base 1 to 1152 and encodes 383 amino acids. Gene Ontology annotation, biological process: amino acid catabolic process; D-galactonate catabolic process. Gene Ontology annotation, molecular function: galactonate dehydratase activity.